CUCGCCCAUGGAUUGGUGGAUAUUGCACCAAUGAGCAACGACACUCGGCGCUUGCCCAAGCUUUGGGCGUCCGCUGCUUUGCUCGAUGUCGUCGGACAACAACCACUUGCGGGUCCAGUAUGAAGCUCUGCUCAAGGAGAACAAGCAGCUCAAGGGCGUCGUGGAGAAGCUCGAGAAGGAGAACCAUGACCUCAAGCGCUCGGUCUACGAAUUGAGUCUCAAAUUGGACAGCACGGGAAAACCAGUGUCCCAUCCAGGCGGCAGUGGAACCAGCAACAUUGGAUCAUCGUCAUCGUCUGCGGAAACGGGCCCGUCGGUGUUCAAUGCUAACGACUUGUUGGCGAAGAACUCGGCGACCGAGACGACCCCGAGUUACUUGGAAUCGUUGACCCCCAACAUGGACGACGACGACCAACAAGCCAGCAACCCGCGCAUCUUCUUCCAAAAGUCCGAGCUGCGUGGCCACGGCGGGGCGGUGUACACGACCAAGUUCUCGCCAUGCGGUCGGCUGCUGGCGUCGGGGUCGUUGGAUUGCAAAGUGCUGCUGUGGGACGUCACGACCAAGUUCAAUCAGCAGCAGCUGGCUUCGCUGGGGCAGCACAGCCAGCUGGUCAUCGAUGUCAGCUGGUCGAAUGACAGUCGGUCGCUGCUCUCGGCCUCGUACGACCACACCGUCAAGCUGUGGGACGUCGAAAAGGCCAGUUUAACUGGCAGUGUGGGCGUAAAUGGGCUCGUGCAAACCGUGUCGUUCAAUCCCGCAGACAACGACAUGUACUUCAUUGGCACGAGUCAGCGCAACGUGCAUGUGCUGGACGUGCGGGCAGGCGUGACCCACACGUGGGCGAACGACGCCAUGGUCAACUCGCUGCACGUGUGUUCGGACGGCCACACGCUGCUCACUGGCGACAGCAAGGGCUACGUCAAGACAUGGGAUAUUCGACGCAACGGGUGUGUGGACGACAUGUCCCACUUGAAUGACGAAGGCCACCACGCCAUCAGCCAUGUCCACGCGUCGCCCGCGGGGCGGCAGGGCGACGAAGAUGGGCGGUACUUGGCCGUCAACAGCUACGACAACAUCUUGCGCGUCUACGAUCGAGGGUCCAAGCUCAUCAGUCAUGCGCAAGACCCGAUGCAGUUGGGGUACUUUGUCACGGGCCACAAGAACAAGAAUUGGCCCAUCAAGAGCUCUUUCUUUCGAGGCGAAGGGUACAACUACAAGCUGUCGCUGCCGUCGACGCGGUAUCCGCAUCGCAAACUCACAGACGGCGACGCCGACGAAGGCAGUUAUGCCGAUCGGUACCGACUCAGCAGGUUCAAGGUGACGUGUUAACGUGGAUAUCGUAGGGACGUAGCGUCGCAGGAAGUGAUGCUCCUCGCCACGGGCAGCUCGGACAACCGCAUCUAUGUGCACGACGUGAGUUGUCGCCGGUCGGCCAAUUCCGUGAACGCGAGUCUGCUGCAACGGAUCGAUGCACACACCGACCGCAUCUACUGCGUGGACUUCCAUCCGUCCGAGCCCAUCCUCGCGUCCGCCUCGGCCGACUUCUCCGUCAAGAUCUGGAUUCCUCGGUCCUCUCGUCUCGCCAAACCUUCGUAAUGAUGACGCGUCAAUCUUUACAUAUAUUCCAUAGAACUCAC
Messenger RNA from Aphanomyces astaci, 1638 nucleotides. RefSeq lists its product as hypothetical. Gene Ontology annotation, molecular function: protein binding. The transcript has 9 exons. NCBI's taxonomy places the organism in Eukaryota, Oomycota, Saprolegniomycetes, Saprolegniales, Verrucalvaceae. The record is from RefSeq and is a predicted model, not a curated record. The coding region runs from base 86 to 1330 and encodes 414 amino acids.